Messenger RNA from Triticum turgidum subsp. durum (durum wheat), 1428 nucleotides. NCBI's taxonomy places the organism in Eukaryota, Viridiplantae, Streptophyta, Magnoliopsida, Poales, Poaceae. The record is from the annotation of a GenBank genome assembly.
AUGCAGAAGCCAAGCGUGGACGAGCAGCCUCUGCUCGGACCCGUGGAGCGGAAUGAGCAUGCGGCGGCGUUGGAGGAGGCGAAGCGACUGCUACGGCUGGCUGGGCCGCUGGCGGCAGGCGGCAUCCUCCGGUCCGCCCUGCAGCUGGUAUCCGUGAUGUUCGUGGGCCACCUCGGCGAGCUUCCCCUCGCCGGAGCCUCGCUCGCCACAUCCCUGGCCAACGUCACCGGCUUCAGCUUGCUGGUGGGCAUGUCGAGCGCCCUGGACACGCUCUGCGGGCAGGCGUUCGGCGCGCGGCAGUACCACCUCCUCGGCCUCUACAAGCAACGGGCGAUGGUGGUGCUAGCGCUCGCCUGCGUCCCGAUCGCCCUCGUCUGGGCCAACACCGCCCAGAUCCUCCUGCUCCUCGGCCAGGAUGCGGCCAUCGCUGCCGAAGCCAGCGCCUACGCUCGGUGGCUCCUCCCGGCCCUUGUCCCGUACGUCCCUCUUGUGUGUCAAAUCCGCUUCUUGCAGACGCAGAGCAUCGUCGUGCCGGUCAUGGUCAGCUCCGCCGUCACGGCGCUGAACCACAUCCUCGUGUGCUGGGCGCUAGUGCACAAGGUGGGCAUGGGGAGCAAAGGCGCCGCGCUGGCCAGCACCGUCUCCUACUCCACAAACCUGGCCAUACUGUGCCUGUACACAAGGCUCUCCGGCGCCUGCAAGAAGACGUGGACUGGGUUCUCCAUGGAAGCCUUCAAGGAGCUGCGCCUGUUUGCCGAGCUCGCCGUGCCUUCCGCCAUGAUGGUUUGUUUGGAAUGGUGGUCAUUUGAACUGCUUGUGCUGCUGUCUGGUCUUCUGCCUAAUCCUAAGCUUGAAACCUCGGUAUUGUCGAUAUGUCUUAAUACGGGCGCUCUUAUGUUCACGGUGCCAUCCGGUCUCUGCGCAGCCAUAAGCACACGCGUUUCCAACGAACUUGGUGCUGGUAGGCCUCAGGUAGCGAGGCUGGCAACCAUAGUGGUCAUAUGCAUGGCCAUGUUUGCAGGCUCAGUGAUCUCCAUCACAAUGAUUUUGCUACGCAAAUCUUGGGGUUACAUGUACAGCAACGAGGAGGAAGUCGUGACAUACAUUGCGAGGAUGAUACCUGUCCUCGGGGUAUCUUUCUUCAUUGAUGGAAUCCACACAUCUCUUUCAGGUGUGCUAUAUGGAUGCGGUGAGCAGAAGAUUGGUGCACGGGUCAAUCUCGCCGCAUUCUACUUGGCAGGCAUCCCCUUGGCUGUGUUGCUUGCAUUCGUCAUGCAUUUUAACGGAAUGGGGCUUUGGCUUGGCAUCGUUUGUGGCAGCCUCACUAAGCUUGUGUUGCUCGUGUGGAUCGUACAUUCUAUAAACUGGGAGAAUGAGUCAAUUAAAGCAAAAGACAUGGUGUUAGAAACUUCUCUUCAGGUUGCAUGA